Molecule: messenger RNA, 3048 nt
Organism: Closterium sp. NIES-65
Lineage: Eukaryota; Viridiplantae; Streptophyta; Zygnematophyceae; Desmidiales; Closteriaceae
Source: the annotation of a GenBank genome assembly
AUGGCGGUGGCAGGAACACGUGGCAGCGCCUGGUUGGCUGGACGGCGUGGUGUGGUCUUAGCGGCAGUGCUGGUGGCGGCAGCAGGCCUGUUCGAACUCACCUAUGCCCAAGAUCCCAACUGGAGGCAACUCUACCCCUAUAUCCGCGAUGCUGCCACCUUCACUCCCCCGCCCACCUCCACCUUCGCCGCCUCCUCCCCCCCCUCCGCGCCCCCGCCCACGUUCGACUACAUUGUGGUGGGAGGCGGUGCAGUGGGGUGCCCCCUGGCCGCGACCCUCUCCAAAGGCUUCUCCGUGCUGCUGCUGGAAAGAGGAGGCGUGCCCUACGACCAGCCUCUCCCCCCUCCCAUGCCUCCGCUCCCCAUCCACCGUGCCUUCUCUCUCUCUAAAGGCGUCUCCAUGCUGCUGCUGGAAAGGGGAGGCGUGCCGUACGACCAGCACGAGGGCGGUUGUAUUCUUAUUCUCUUCGAGGGGCGGCUGUGCCCUUGGUUGCCUCGCCUCCCCUGCAUACCGCUCCUCACCCCUCCCCACCCACCCCUCUUCAUCCUUCCGCCAUCCCUCCUCCAGCCCUCAGUGUACCGUCGAGAGGCCUUCCCCUAUGUGCUCAGCACGAGGGCGUCGGUGCCCUUCCGAUCGGAGGAUGGGGUGUGGAAUCGGCGCGGAAUCGUGCUGGGCGGUGGUAGCUCUGUCAACGCUGGCUUCUACAGUCGGGCAUCAGCGGAUUUCGUGCAGGCGGCAGGGUGGAACCCUGUGAGGGUGCGGCAGGCAUUUGAGUGGGUGGAGGAGAGAUUAGCCUUUGUGCCGCAGCUGCAGCCGGGAGGUCGGGCAUCAGCGGAUUUCGUGCAGGCGGCAGGGUGGGACCCUGUGAGGGUGCGGCAGGCAUUCGAGUGGGUGGAGGAGAGAAUUGCGUUUGUGCCGCAGCAGGAGCCGGGGGGGUGGCAGCAGGCCUUCAGGGAUGGCAUGUUGGAGGCGGGGCUGGGGCCGUGGAGGGGGCUGACGCCGGAGCACGUUAUCGGCACCAAGCUCGCCAACAGCAUAUUUGACAGCAACGGCACGCGCAGGACAGCAGCAGAUCUGCUCAAAGCGGGAGACCCGGCGCGGCUGAAGGUGCUCAUAUACGCCACCGUGCAACGCAUCCUGCUGGAUGUGUCUAGCGGCGCUGUGUUCACAGGUAACACCAACCGCAGCCACAUUGCCAGGCUGAACCCCUUUCCUGCUCUUCCUGCUUCUCCCAUUCCCCCGCGCCCUCCCUUAACUCCCCCCCCUCCAGGCGCCCCAAGGGCAGCAGGCGCUGUGUUCACAGGUAACACCAACCGCAGCCACAUUGCGCGGCUGAAACCUGGAGGGGAAGUCCUGCUGGCACGGGCACCCCACGAGCAGCAGGGAGUGGUGUUCACAGACAGCACCAACCGCCGCCACAUCCCCCGGCUGAACCCGGGAGGGGAAGAGCUGCUAGCAGCAGGCGCACUGACUUUUGAGUCGACUCAAAAGUCAGCCCGGCUGAACCCGGGAGGGGAAGUGCUGCUAGCGGCAGGCGCACUGGGGUCGCCGCAGCUGCUGCUGCUGAGCGGGCUGGGGCCAACGGAGAAGCUGGAGGCUGAAGGGAAUCGCACCCCAAGGGCAGCAGGCGUGGUGUUCACAGACAGCACCAACCGCUGCCACAUCCCCUGGCUAAACCCCUUCCCUGCUCCUCCUGCUCCAAUGGUUCCCCUGCUCCCACCCGUCCACCGCCCCUUCCACUCCCCAGGCACGCCACGAGCAGCAGGCGUGGUGUUCACAGACAGCACCAACCGCCGCCACAUCGCGCGUCUAAACCCAGGAGGCGAAGUGCUGCUAGCAGCGGGUGCACUGGGGUCGCCGCAGCUGCUGCUGCUGAGCGGGCUGGGGCCCAGAGAGAAGCUGGAUCCGCUGGGGGUGCCGGUGGUGGCGGAGGUGCCAGGGGUGGGCGUGAACGUGACUGACGUUCCCAUCAAUGGCAUCAACGUGCUGUCCCCCAGACCCGUUGAGGAGUCGUCGCUGCAGGUGAGUGAGGGAGUGGCUGUUGCUGCUGAGAGGGCUGGAUUCCCUGGGGGUGCCGGUGGUGGUGGAGGUGCCAGGCAUGGGUGUGACGUGACUGAUGUUCCGAUCAAUGGCAUCAACGUGCUGUCCCCCAGACCCGUUGAGGAGUCGUCACUGCAGGAAGGCUGGAUCCCGCACUCCUCUUCUGCCCUCAUCCUUGUGUUCGUCGCCCCUUGUGUCCGUGCUCUCUCCCCCCUGUCCUCCUCGUCUCCUAUAUUCUUGUCCCUCUCUGGUCCUUCCCUCCAUCCGUUCGUGGCUUUCGUGGCUGUGACACCGGAAGGAAACAUCAUCGAAGGCGCGUCAGGGUCGAACCACACUCUGAGCUGGCCGGGAGCGGGCGAGCUCAACACAGCCCCACCCAUCAAUCGCACGGGGGAGACGGAGGCGAUGAUUGAAGCCAUGCUGCCAUACAUCCCCGGGUUUAUUCAAGACGCUCUGAAUCAAGCCGGGUUUAUCUUACACAAGGUCUACCUGCCGGCCUCUCGUGGAUCCCUCACGCUCGCAUCCCUCAAUGCCUCGGACAACCCCAUCGUGCGCUACAACUACUUCUCCGCCCCCCAGGACGUGGCCACGUGUGUGAGGGGAGCGCAGAUACUCACCAAGAUAGUCACCUCCAAUGCCAUGGCGCCUUUUCGCUAUGACACCCCACCUGUCGCUCUCUUUCUCCUUGACCCAAGUGCAGCACUCAUCACUCCAGGAAACUUCCGUGGGGCUUCCCCUGCACUCCCAGACGUCUCCAACUUCACUGCGUCUGCCCAGUGGUGCAAGGACACGGUGACGGUCAUCUGGCAUUUCCACGGGGGCUGUCACAGGGGCGUGUGUGUGGACAGCAGCUAUCGGGUGAACGGGGUGCAAGCACUGAGGGUGGUGGACGGAUCUACCUUUCUCACCUCCCCGGGCACCAACCCCAUGGCUACAUGCCUCAUGCUCGGAAGGUUUAUUGGCCUGAACCUCCUCGAAGAAAGGGGCUUCAACAUUUCAGCAGCAUAA